Molecule: messenger RNA, 1256 nt
Organism: Drosophila grimshawi
Lineage: Eukaryota; Metazoa; Arthropoda; Insecta; Diptera; Drosophilidae
Product: ERC protein 2
Exons: 5
Coding region: 57-947 (296 amino acids)
Source: RefSeq, a predicted model, not a curated record
UUUCUGCAGACAAUGCUCUUCUGACUAAUAGAAACAGUCAACAAUUUGCUUGCAAAAUGGAACGACCUUCCUCAUCUGCAAUGCAAAUGCUUUACGCAGAAAUGUCAACUGUUAAGGCGCAGAAUGUACGAUUGGAGGAAGAGGUUAUGCUGCUGCGCCACAGACUAAAUCGUGCCUCAACUGAUUACCAAUCAAAUGCCUCGUUGCAUGUGGAGGCAAAGGUCAAAACGUUCCAGCUGGAGGAGGAACGCGAUCGUAUCGUGGAUACGCUGCAGCUGCACAAAAAGAAAUACAACAAACUGCACGAUGCAUAUUUGGAGAAGGUGAAACGCUGCAAAGCGCUCGAGGAUAUGUUCAAGCGGCAAAAAACGCUGACUGGUCUGGUGAUGAAAUCUGCAAUUGAUCAACGGAAUUCGGAGCAACAAAUGCAACUGGAGAAACGCAGGUCACAGCAAAAUAUAAAUAGUGAAAACGAAGUGGGAGAACUGCAAGCGAAGCUGGCGAAGAUGCAAAAGGCUCUGGAUCAGUCCUAUGAUAUUAUCGAUGAAAUGGACUUUGAGCUAGAAAGCGUAGAUUUGCUUGAGAUGCAGAAUAAAAGUUUGCGCGACGAGGUGGCAGCCCUUAAAGCACAACUGGCAACGCCGGCAGUGCAGUCACCAAUUGCCAACGAUGUCGAUGAUCCACCGCCCAAAUACGCCGAAGAAGAUGCUCUUCGCACGCAGGCGGAUCGUUGUGAAUCCAGCGGUAUGUCUUGCCUUAAGAUAGAUGACGACGAUGCCGCUUCGCUGGAGCGAGCCGCCAUGACAAAUAGCCUCAUUGAAACUGUGGAGGCGGAGAGCCAUCGCCUGAGACGAGAGCUUUUGCGUUCGCGCUACCAACGGCAAAUUCAUGACAAAUUGCAGAAGCCAGUGGAAGAGGACGAGGAAGACGAAGAGGGGAAAGAUUAAAAUUUGAGUCAGACAAAACUGGAUACUUAUUAAAUUCUAAUGAAAUCCUAUUUUAGUUCUUUAGCAUGUUUGGCUUUACAGACACCUCAACAUCUUCAUAGAUAAUGGGAUUAAUAUGUAUUGCUGUGGCAAUUUAUUGAUUAUACAUUUAUAUAUUUUUUAAAAAAUGACUGUUUAUUUUGAUAACUUUACAUAUUAUUUUACGAUUUUAAAUUCAUGUAUUUAAAGAUUGUAGUUCCUUUAAUUUUUUUACUUAACAGGAAAAUAAAUCCUUGCAUGUUGCUAUUUAGGGUAACAUCUGUUCAUAAA